AUGAAAUUGCACCAGGCCAUUUUUGGCUUGGUUCUGCUACCUUCGCUGGAACUACAGGCCGCUGAUGAUGGUGCAAGCAGCUCCACUGCCCACAGUGCCUUGCCAAAGGAUGAUCUACUAUGCGCAGGUGUGACUUUCAAUCUCUGGAGAGUCGUGUCAAAUCCAGGUCUCAGCUGUCAGGAUGUUUGCGAUACUUGGAGGCAGCGUUACUGGAUUCUUUAUGGUGGAGAUAUCUGCGACUUUCGUAGCAAUGUCUGCGUUUGCCUAUAUGCGGGACCAAAUCAUGAAGAACUACAGCGAGUUAUCAACGGCAAAGGCAAGGGGCCUGCAGGCAAUGAGGACAUGGGAACAUUUGGUAUCAUACCAGUCGCUCUUCACCAUUUGUACCUUCCGGACGCUUCCCCGAAACCACUCUCUUCUGGCGCCACAAGCUCUGAUCGCCAAUUCCGAGGCAUGGCCGAUCACUAUCUCGACUUUCUUGCCCUUUACCCCGUAGCGCUCGAGGCUUGGCGACAAAGACAAAGGAAAGCCAUCACGAGUCUGCUGACAUUUGAGCAACUCUCUAAUCAGAUGGAGCAUGAGCUGAUGAAGGUUGGAUCGUGCAAAUGCGGCUUGUCAUUCGAAUACCUGAGCUUCUACAUUGGGACAGGAGAGUCAAGCACUGCUAGCGGCGCGGCAAAUCCUGCGCUAGCCCAAUGCGCGUUGGAUACGGCACUGAAAAGACACUUCGUUGAUGGCUGGCUGGGAUAUGCCCAAUCCGAUUCUCAUGUGAAGCCGUACACCAUCGACACAGAGCUGUUCGGAUGUCGCGACUUUGCCGCGACGGUGACAGGAAAACGAUCCUGUGACAUGCCGUCGCAGGGUGAUUGUGAAGUCGUGCGGUCUUCGCCCUCCAACUUCUUCGGCAACGGACCAUUUGGUGAACACUAUGGCGAAGACGAUCAGGACUCUGAAGCUGAAGUUGAAGCGUCGCAGCAUCCAGGAGAUUACGGGGAUAGCUCAGACUUUGACUCAGACUUUGAUGAAGAGGAGCAAAUGGCAGCGGCAGACGAUCACAUCGAGGCAGUCCUUGAUGAACAGGAGCAAAUGGCAGCGGAGGACGGUGCAAUCGGGGAAGACAUGCAUAUGGCUGACGAUGCGAACGUGAUACCACCACAAACUCCUACACGAGAGGACCACCGCGUGGAACGCGAAGACUCCGAGACUGAUUCGUAA
Messenger RNA from Protomyces lactucae-debilis, 1215 nucleotides. RefSeq lists its product as uncharacterized. The record is from RefSeq and is a predicted model, not a curated record. The coding region runs from base 1 to 1215 and encodes 404 amino acids. NCBI's taxonomy places the organism in Eukaryota, Fungi, Ascomycota, Taphrinomycetes, Taphrinales, Protomycetaceae. The transcript has a single exon.